AUGGCCGCAGCUCCAGAAACACGCCCCCAGAUCGAGGAUUCAUCAGUGGAACGUAUGCGUGCAUUGGCGACACGUGCAUUGCAAACGCCGUUCAGCUUGUCGCACACAAAGGAAGAGUUUCGAGAAGAGGCGGGACAGAUAUCCAACAUUGUCGAGAAUGCGAACCCAGAGGAUCCGAGAAUGCUUGCUAUUGAAGUUGAAGCGCACAAACAAUAUGCGACGAAGCUCAAGCUCAAGUAUCAGGAAAAGACGGCAAAACUCAAGCUCUCAUCCCUUUUGUGUCAGGACGAGCCUCCAGACUUGUCUCCAGAGGCGAUGGAGGAACUAAGAACAGAAGAAGCUGCCGCAAAGGAAAGACUCAAGCAGAAAAAGGAAGUUUUGAACGACGCUUAUGACAGGAUGAGGGUUCUCAUUCCCGAGUGGCAGAAGCAACACUCAGAAAUGGUCACAAAAGCGGAGAGGACCGAAAAGAUGGCACGAGAAAUACAGGCCGCCAAACUAGAGCUUGCCCAAUUGCGGGCGCGACAUCCCGAGCCACGAAUGACGAUUGACGAAGCCUCGGCAAUAUAUGAUCAACAAACGGACAGGAAUAUUGCAUUGACAGAGCAACGUGAUGCUCUCGUGGAGAUGGCAGCAAGCCAAAAGGCUCGGACCGAGGCUGAAGCGGACAGACUGCGGUCUUUGCGAGAGGACGUGAUGAAAAAGGAAAGAGAGGCAGACCGGAUACAGCAAAAGGCGAAGCUCAAGGGUCAGGGAGCUCUCGUCCCAGAUUGGCUUGCGAGCUAUUCUGAAUUCUUAAAGUCGCAAACGAGCAUCUCCUCUAUACACCAAGAGACGGAUAACGAACUGAGGUUAUCACUCCGGCCACCCGGCUUCACGCAACCAGCCGUACUUUCUGUCGUUUUUGAUCCGACAACUUACACACUUGCGACUGCACAAUUGAUGGACUCCCCGGUCGACAUAGACCUGGAGCCGAUGAGUGCAUGCAUCGCCAAGAAUGAUUUCCCGCAACUGGUGCGGCUCGUUUGCCAGCGGCUUUCUCUUGCGGCGCACCCUUCCAGGUAG
This is a messenger RNA of Serendipita indica DSM 11827, 1065 nucleotides long. NCBI's taxonomy places the organism in Eukaryota, Fungi, Basidiomycota, Agaricomycetes, Sebacinales, Serendipitaceae. The record is from the annotation of a GenBank genome assembly.